AUGGCAAACCAAAUGUCAAAGUCUUCAUGUUUCUUUGCUGUCUUGGUCUUAGUUUUUACUGUUCAAUUUAUUCAGAUUGAUGGUGAAUGCACAAAAGUUGUGGGUAACUGUGCGGCAGCAGAUUGUACUGCUCAUUGUAAUUCAUAUGCUAGAGGUGUUAGUGUUUUAAAAGCAUCAUGUGAAUUCUUAAACUUGUGCACUUGUACUUUUGAUCGACCACCACCAGGAGAACCAACACCUAAUUGCGAUAUUGGGUUGGGACUUUGCACUAAUGACUGUAACUAUGAUUGUUGCGACAAAAAGUGUAAAACUAGUUUUCCUAAUUCGGGUCAAGGGACAUGUAUAAUAGCCUUUGAUCGAGAUCUUUGCAUGUGUUCAUAUAACCGUUGA
This is a messenger RNA of Vicia faba (fava bean), 390 nucleotides long. Lineage: Eukaryota; Viridiplantae; Streptophyta; Magnoliopsida; Fabales; Fabaceae. The record is from the annotation of a GenBank genome assembly.